Molecule: messenger RNA, 1572 nt
Organism: Zingiber officinale
Lineage: Eukaryota; Viridiplantae; Streptophyta; Magnoliopsida; Zingiberales; Zingiberaceae
Product: heavy metal-associated isoprenylated plant protein 9-like
Exons: 5
Coding region: 430-1422 (330 amino acids)
Molecular function (GO): metal ion binding
Source: RefSeq, a predicted model, not a curated record
CUUCCCGAGUCAUAACCAAGCCACUCAGGCGAUGCUCUUUUUCUCUUUAUGAUGGGUGUAUUCUAUUGUCCCACUGAAAUCCUCAUCACUUUCUCAUCAUCUUUCCUUUUACUAUAAUACUUUGAGCACAAGUAAAGGAAAGGAAAAGCAGUGUCAAGUGUUUUGAUUUCCUUCUCUUCUUGACACCCACGCCUAGCAUGUCUAUAAAUCUCCCCUACACACUCUUGCGCAUGAUCCCCUCCCUCUUCUCCACUCAUCCCUGGUCAGAAAAUAAGAAUUCGAUCACACAAAUCAUUGUUAGGAUUCAAACAAGCCCCAAGCUCCUCCUCCCCACCUACCCUGCUCGAGUGCUCUUGAAUCUGCUCGAGUGAAGUUACAUUGUUUAUAAGAAAUACUCAUCCAAGGCCGUGUGGGAUUGCUGGUUCCGAAAUGGGCGAGGCUAAGCAGGAGGUAGAGGCCAAACAAGGAGAGAAGGCCGAGGAGAAGAAAGUAGAGAAGGCAGAGGAAACGAAAGAGGAAGCAAAGCCAGUAGGUCCUCCUCCACCCGUUGUCUUAUCUCUGGAUUUGCACUGCGUCGGAUGCGCAAAGAAGAUUGAGAAGUGCAUACUCAAAUGCAGAGGUGUCGAAAGUGUCGAGGUGGACAUGAUGCAGAACCUGGUCAAAGUCAAGGGGAUGGUGGAUCCUCAAGCCUUGUGCUCAAGAAUCCAAAAGAGGACGCAGAGACAGGUCCUGGUGCUCUCUCCCCUGCCCCCGGCGGAAGGGGACUCCAAGCCGGAAGCUGCUCGGCCUCAGGAGAGUGGCAUGGCCACGGUGGAGCUCCUUGUCAACAUGCACUGCGAGGCGUGCGCGGAGCAGCUGAAGCGAAAGAUACUAAAGAUGAGAGGAGUGCAAACGGCCGAGACCGACAUGACUGCCGGGAAGGUCACUGUGACCGGUACCGUGAACGGCGAAAAGAUAGUGGAGUACAUCCACAGGCGCACCGGGAAGAUAGCUAGCAUCGUCCCCCCACCGUCUAAGGAGAAGGAGGAGGAGGAGAAAGAAGAAGAAGAAACGAAACCCAAGGAAAAUGCACCAGAAGAGAAGAAAGAGGAGAAGGGCGGGGAGACAAAGGAAGAUACCAAUGAGAAGAAGGAAGAAGAGAAAGCACCCGAAGCCGAAGCGCAAGAGAAUGCAAGUGAGAAAGAGGAAGACGAAAAGAGAGAAGGCGGGGGCCGCGAAGCCAACGGCGGCAUCACGAGUGCAGGUCAAGAAGACAUGGCGAAGAGGAUGAUGUAUUAUUGGCACGGCAAUUUCAUGGGUGAGGAAGAAAUGGCGAGGAGGAUGAUGGUGCAGUGGAUGCCGGUCUACAUGAUCGAGCAGCCUCCACCUCCGCCGCCGCAGCUCUUCAGUGAUGAGAAUCCGAAUGCCUGUUGCAUCACAUGACACGCCGUCCAUGUAGGAAUCGAGAUCUGUAUGUAAUGUUGGAGCUAGAAAGCUGUGGCAUUUCCUAGUUUAUAUGUACUCUAAACUCGUGUAUAAUCAGUUCCUAGUUGUUUAUGUUAUCUAUGAACUUUAACUUUGAUUUAAAAACUA